This is a messenger RNA of Dromiciops gliroides (monito del monte), 2689 nucleotides long. RefSeq names its product TNF receptor superfamily member 10b (gene TNFRSF10B). NCBI's taxonomy places the organism in Eukaryota, Metazoa, Chordata, Mammalia, Microbiotheria, Microbiotheriidae. The record is from RefSeq and is a predicted model, not a curated record. Gene Ontology annotation, molecular function: protein binding. The transcript has 7 exons. Gene Ontology annotation, cellular component: plasma membrane; cell surface. Gene Ontology annotation, biological process: TRAIL-activated apoptotic signaling pathway; positive regulation of apoptotic process.
AUGGGUGAGUAUGUCCCUGGCCUUGAAGAACUUGAUGUGGAGUGGUUCCUCAUUGAUUUGACUGGCACCACUUAGUCAGGGUUAUUUUGCCGUGAAGCAGGCAUCCAACAAUGCCAGAGACGUGGCCUGAAUGACAAUACCUUAAUACCACUUCAGCUCUGCCAUAAUGAAAUAGACUUUACAGAGUACCCCAAUGGACUUUCCUCCUCCAUCUCUUGUUAGAUCUACAAGCCAGACCAGGGAGAGGUGACGCCAUGUAGUACCACCUGCAACACCCAGGGUCAUUGAAAGCAUGGCACCUUAUGUCCAAAAGACCAUCCCUUCAAGAUGUGCAAAAAAGUACAAAUCCAAGUAAGGACUCUGGGGAGGGUCUCCCCAGAGCUGGGGAUUACUAGUGGAAGACAAAGAAAAAGGGCUUUUCCAUCAGUCCUUUCCACCCCCCCCCCAUUCUUCCGGGCAAAUAGCCGUCAUUCUCUCCCUUUUUUCAAGUGCUUCUGGAUCUUGCCAUUUGCUGUUCCCAGUCUCAGCACCCUUCCUUGCCCAUCUUCUGAAUCUGGCCCUGCCUUCUUUCUUCCUAAUGAUUUCACCUACAUCUGGUUCAAGCCCUCCUAUUUCUUUAUGCUCAGGUGUCCCAAAGGGAUGGUGGAAGUCAGCUCUUACAGUCACUGGAGUGACUUGGAGUGUGCCUACCCUCAGCUCUCAGACAAGAAAUCAAUAGAUAGGAGCUUCAUUGUUGAUAGCAUUAUUCAUCACGGCUGCUCUCCGUGUUUCUUCCUGCCCUUUGGAGAAGUCUUUCUCUUUGAACAGGAUGUACCCUGGGAAUCCUGGAACAAGUUCAUGAGGCAACUGGGGCUGAGCCACAAUGAGAUCAAAAUUGCCAGAGCACUUAUAAGUAAUGUCGUGGACUAGCCACAUUGCUCACUUAUAGUGUGGCUGAAAAAAACUGGAAAUGCUGCUACCGUGGACAUCCUGUUGAAGACCCUGGGUAAGAUAAAUCAGAGGGCUGCCAGAGAAAUUAUCCAUAACAAAAUCAGUGAAAGGCUCCAUGACCACCAGAAAAGAGAGGGUGAGGAGCCAAACCAAUUGUCAUCUACCAUAAAGGGGGAAGGGGUCUCAGAUAUUGACAAAGUGAAUACAUUCACUCUGGAAGAACAGUCAUCAGGCAUAUAAGCUAUGCCAAGAAUCUUCCUGACCUUUGAGAAUUCUAUUCUAUGGAUACCCAGUGGACCUUUUGGGACAAAUAUAGUUGAGGUCUUGAAGAUGUGAGUCUGAAUUAUAGUUUUCCCCAUUUGUAAAACCAAGAGAUAAUAGUCUCCAUUGCUUUAUCUGCCCUAGGGCACACUGGCUCUAAGGUGGUAGUUAGAGGAGUAUGUAGGGCUUAUUUGCCUUAAAAUCUGUGUGUAUAUAUGUGCAUGCAUAUAUGCACAUGUGUGUGUGUGCUGGUUGUGGGACAUCAACAACAACAAAAAAAGGGAAACGGCUGGUGCCCUGAGAAAUCUCCAGACAUCUCUCUGGGCAGAGAUGACUCUUCUCUCCUGUGCUGUGAAGGAACCAUUUUCUUGGCUUCCCAAUCACUUUGUUCAUACACUACUUUGUGGAAAACAAUGAAGAGGCAGUUGGAGUACGGGAGUUUCUUGAAGGAGGUAUUCUGAUGGCUUAUGAUUGUUUUCAACGUCAUAUCUGUUUACAUUUUUCUACUUUUGUAUAUUUGUACAGCCCAAGCAUCUAUGAGAUUGCAGUAUUACAAAUGCACUAAUGGAAGCCUUGACUCAGGGCUUAAAAUGUGGUAUGCAUGGUUACUAGUGUGGUUUUUUUUAUUCUAUAAUUUUUUAAAUUAAGAAAGUAUUUCAGUGUGGCGUAGUGGGGGAUAAGCACAGGACUAGUUGGCACUACACAGUGAUUCAAGUGAAUAAGUCACUUUAUACUCUGGGUCUGUUCCUUUCUCAGGAAAAAGGACUUGAAUAGACCAUGUUAUAUCCAGCUUUAAAAAGCAUUCAAUCACGGGGGCAGCUAGGUGGCGCAGUGGAUAGAGCACCGGCCCUGGAUUCAGGAGUACCCGAGUUCAAAUCCGACCUCAGACACUUAACACUUACUAGCUGUAUGACCCUGGGCAAGUCACUUAACCCCAAUUGCCUCACCAAAAAAAAAAGCAUUCAACCACUCUGAGUCCCAGUUCUACUUUUCCAGUACUUUGAACCAGUAUAGUUUCCCAACUAAUAUAGCUGGGCUUGGACCUGAGGUGGCUACUUUCUGGUUAGAGGUCUCAUUGUGACAAGAAUGUUGGUAGUUGGAUUUUUUGGUUUGUUUUUCAAAUCCCCAAACUUUACAUGCCUCACCCCUGGUGAGGACUUCACCAAAGCUGGUUUUUCCUUGUCUAAAAACCUAUGCCUAGAACAUACAUGGCAGAUUCCCAGUGAGUGUUCUGCAGUCCCUAAUCUGUCUCCCUCAGCCAGAUGUUGGCUGGAGGUGCCCAGCGAGGAAAGAAAAAUCCAAGGGGUUUGGCCUGGCCCACCCCUAAAUAACUAAGCUGCUUUUGCAGAGAAAUUUGAAAUCAUGUUCUGCUGCUCAGUCAGGCACAGUACUGCCUGGAAUAAGAGAUUACGUGUAUCUCAAGAAUCAUUUCUUUCAAGUUUAGGAGAGCUCUGAAUUUUGAUCCUGCCAGAGAAGAACUCUGACUCAGUUCCCUCAU